This is a messenger RNA of Gadus chalcogrammus (walleye pollock), 2415 nucleotides long. RefSeq names its product solute carrier family 25 member 46 (gene slc25a46). The record is from RefSeq and is a predicted model, not a curated record. Lineage: Eukaryota; Metazoa; Chordata; Actinopteri; Gadiformes; Gadidae. Gene Ontology annotation, cellular component: mitochondrial outer membrane. The coding region runs from base 223 to 1563 and encodes 446 amino acids. Gene Ontology annotation, biological process: mitochondrial membrane fission; mitochondrial fission; axon development. The transcript has 8 exons.
GCUCUGACUCUGUGACAUUGUUUCCGUUUCCGGUAUAUUUGACAGCUCGGUUUGUUUUUAGAAAACAAGAGAAACGUUAAGACUAUUGAAGAUAAACUGAUUAGUAUGACAUCGUUUUCGAUGCUAAUCGUCUAACGUUCAUUUUGUGUGGCAAAUUGUGUGGAGAUACCGAGGGGUCGUGAUAGUGUCGGAGCGGUUGGUUUAUUGGACCUCGAGCGGGCCAUGUCGUCCCGUCGGCCCGACAGCUUCGACGGCCUCGCCGGUUACCGGGGCCGGGACGAGCCGCUCUACGGCGGAAGGUCAUUUGGCGGCAGCAGCUCUUCCGACCUACAGCACUGGGUGACCACGCCACCAGACAUCCCGGGUAGCCGGAACCUCCACACCGGGGAGCGGACACCGACUCACUGCGGGGACGGCGGAGAGGAACCGCAGCCUGCGGGCGGGUCGACCGAUCAGCUGGAUCGCUUCGCUGGUUUCGGUAUCGGCCUUGUCAGUCUGUUCACAGAAAAUGUGCUAGCUCAUCCCUGCGUUGUGAUUCGACGACAGUGUCAGAUUAAUUACCAUGCUCGCUGCCAGCACCUGUCUCCAUUCACCGUUGUCACGGUGAUGUACCAUGUGGGCAAGACCCAGGGUCCUAAGGCGCUGUGGAAGGGGAUGGGCAGUACCUUCCUAGUGCAGGGCAUCUCUCUGGGGGCCGAGGGGCUCCUCAGUGAGUGUUGCGGGCUGCCGCGAGAGCUUCCUCAUCGAUGGACCUUCAAGCAAGUCGCUGGACACUUCCUUCUCAAAGGUUUGACAGUCAUGGUCGCGCUGCCGUUCUAUGCAGCCAGCCUUGUGGAAACCGUGCAGAGUGAGGUGGUACGUGAACCACCCGGCCCUCUGGAGUGUCUACGAGAGGGCGUGGCUCGGCUGCUGGGUCCUAGGCUCCUCCCUCAACGCAGGCUCCUCCCCUUCCGCCGCCUGCUAGCGCCUGCGCUGCUCCACUCCCUCCUGCGCUACGCACUGCUUACCGCUUUACAGACCGCCAUCACUGCCCUGAUACGCUACUUCCUGUCCCGGACCGCUGCCAGGAAGAAGGCUGCGAUGGAGAACACUGGUCUCCAUGACGAUCAGGGGAGCAUCGUUAGCGCUAGCAGCGCAGAGACAGCGGUGGACGGCCACUUUGCCGAGCUGGCGGCGUCGCUGGUGGCGUCGCUGGCGGCGGACAUGGCCCUGUAUCCCCUGGAGACUGCCCUGCACCGCCUCCUGGUACAGGGCACACGCACCAUCGUGGACGACACCGACGGGGGCGUGGCCUCCCUGGCUGGGGGUUUGGCCUAUCUUGCGGCGGGGGGCGGGGUGGUGCUUCCCAUCAACACUCAAUACGACGGCCUACACGACGCGCUGACCGGCGCUAGCGCUGGCGUGCUAACCGGGGGCCGCGGAGCCCCGGAGCCCGCGGUCACAGCGGUGGGCGGGGCCUGUCUGUACCGGGGGGUGGGUGCGGUCCUUCUGCAGUACGGCCUGCAGGCGGCGGCGCUGUGGGCCGCACGCACCGCCUACAGCGCCGUGGCCGCACGCCGCUAACACUAGCUCCUCUCUUGUUGAAAACACAAUCUAAUUAUGAACACAAUGUACCAAACCAUGUAAGACACAAGACCUUCAUCAUCAAACCCCUUUAACCUCCCGGUCGACCAGGUCUCAUCGCUUCCUGGUCUCAAAAUAGCAUUUGUAACUUAAGGGAAAAUGACUCAAGAUGCACUUAAUAGGGUGGUUCAUUUUAAAGAGACAAUACAAUUGCAUGAAUCAGCAUAUAAAAAAUAAAAAUGAUGAAUAGAAAUGUGAUAAGAAUAUAUUAUGUUGAAUGAAAGUAAAUGUUGAUAUCUAUCAACAUUUUUCCUCUGAAUAUUACAAGGUAGCCAUGGUGACAAUUAAAGUAAUAUGAAUCUUUCAAGGUUUCAUGUUGUGUUUUGAAAGCAAUCCUAAUCAUAUAUUAGAGUCAACAUAGAUUACUCACUCUUUCUCUGCCUAGGUUUGGUAUAAGUUAACUAGUCGAGUAUUUAUUAUUUUAAAGGGCCAACUGGUGUAGGUUUACCAAGCAUUAAAGGUGAGGGGAGCACCAUUUUGGGGUGUAGGGUUAGUACCAACACACAGCCUCUACUCAGCAUAUAGCCCCCACCCUAUCACCUUGGAACCUUAUCCUAAAACCUUGUCACCAUUCGGGAACAUUUGUAAAACUAAUUUAAACGGAACACUUAUAACUGCAUUAAAAGAUGCAUGUAAGCACAAAUACUAAACAAACUAUGUUUACUUUAUUUCUGUUUGUUGGUAAAAUGAGUCAAGAGGCUUACGGAGAAUUCCGUGACGUGGAUGAUCUGCUUCUAUAAGAUACUCUCCCCUGUAGCAGCUUCAUUUACGGCUUUUAUUUUGAAGUACGAG